AUGAUGAUAAUUUUGGUGAUCAUAACUGUGGAGGUCCAGACGAGUCGGUCACAACGAGCCGUGAUCUUCUGUCACCACGUCAACGUGUCAAAAAUGGACAUCCCCGCUGAUAUUUCCAAUGAUACGCAAUGGCUGAGGGUACAGAAGACCAAAAUCCAAAUAAUUCCAAGGGAUGCAUUCGCUCGCUUUCAGGAUCUCAGGAAAGUGGAAAUCGUCAAAAACCAAGCCCUGAAAAACAUCUCCGGCUCAGCUUUCUCCAGGCUUCCUCGUCUAGAAGACAUUUACAUCUCACAAAAUGGUGCGUUGGAGUCAAUCGGAGAAUCGGCUUUUUCAGAUCUCCCUGAACUCAAACAUCUGACCAUCGCCACAUCCAAACACCUGACGUUCAUCCACAGAGACGCCUUCAAGAAUCUUACAAAGCUAGAGCUUCUGAUCAUCUCUAAUACGGGAAUCCAGACCUUCCCGGAUUUCUCCAAGUUGCACUCGAGUUUCAACUACUUGACGCUCGACCUGCACGACAACAGCCACCUACAGGAAGUGCCCGCCAAUGCAUUCAACGGCGCCUGCACGCGAAUCAUCGGAGACAUAAGGCUGGUCAUGAACGGCAUCAAGACGGUGGCGAGCGAUGCUUUCAACGGCACCAGGAUGUACAGAUUGUCUCUGAAGGGCAACCGGCAACUGAGUCACAUCCAUCCUCACGCCUUCGCGGGUUCCAGUGAGUUGGUCAAACUUGAAAUUUCACAGACGGCGUUGAGCUCGCUGCCAGACGCCAUCUUGGGCGGCCUUCAAGUUCUGAUCGCGGAAUCAGCGGCGCACAUGAAGAAGCUUCCUCCUCAACAAGCCUUCACCAGGCUGGAAAACGCCAAUGUGACGUACCCGUCGCACUGCUGCGUCUUAAGAACCCUGAUCAGGAACAGUUCCGUGCACGAACUGUGCUCGCAGCCGGGGGCCCGCGAGCAUCAUGCCUUCUAUCAGGCUCACUGCUUAGGGGUUUACAAUGCCACAUGCAGCCCGGCCCCCGACGACUUUAAUCCUUGUGAGGACAUCAUGACCGCCACCCCGCUGCGGGCUCUCAUCUGGGUGGUAUCCGUGCUGGCUUUGCUGGGAAAUGUAGUUGUGCUGCUGGUCUUGUUAGGCAGCGCAUCCAAGAUGACAGUUCCGCGCUUCCUCAUGUGCCACCUGGCGUUCGCCGAUCUGUGUAUGGGCGUGUACCUCUUGGUCAUCGCUGUCAUGGACGCGCUGACCCGGGGACACUACCACAACCACGCCAUCGAUUGGCAGACGGGCUUGGGAUGCGAGGCCGCCGGUUUCUUCACUGUGUUUUCCAGUGAACUGUCGGUGUUCACGCUAACGACCAUCACUCUGGAGCGCUGGCACACCAUCAAACACGCGUUGCGUCUGGACCGCAAGUUCCGUCUGAGGCACGCCUGCGCUGUCAUGACGGCCGGAUGGAUCUUUUCCAUCCUUGCCGCCAUCAUGCCGGCGCUGGGAGUCAGCAGCUACAGCAAGGUGAGCAUCUGCCUGCCGAUGGACGUGGAGUCGGCGUGGUCCCAAGCAUACGUGGUGUCGUUGCUUCUACUCAACAUGGUGGCCUUUGCAUGCGUGUGCGCCUGCUACCUGAGUAUCUACCUGGCAGUGCACCACCCAUCGGGCGCGCCGGCCCGCGCUGACGCCCGGGUGGCGCAGCGCAUGGCCGUGCUUGUGUUCACCGACUUCGUCUGCAUGGCGCCCAUCUCAUUCUUCGCCGUGUCGGCGGCGCUCAAGCAACCACUAAUCACUGUGUCAGACGCCAAACUGCUACUGGUGCUCUUCUACCCCAUCAACUCCUGCGCCAACCCUUUCCUCUACGCCUUCUUCACACGCGCCUUUCGACGUGACUUGGUCUUGCUGGCUGCACGUUUCGGCCUGUGCAGGGCGCGCGCCCACGGCUACCGUGCUGAUAGCUCAUCACAGCUCGUUGGAGCCUUCAUUGGGGCCGGACGUGGGGACAGAUGA
Molecule: messenger RNA, 1995 nt
Organism: Nerophis lumbriciformis (worm pipefish)
Lineage: Eukaryota; Metazoa; Chordata; Actinopteri; Syngnathiformes; Syngnathidae
Source: RefSeq, a predicted model, not a curated record